AGCCUACUAAUUUUCAAACAUAGCUUUCUAUUUCUAAUUCCAAAUGAUGUACUUUUUUCUCCACUUGUUCUUAUUUCUGCUCACUCAAUUUCCUUCCUUUAGUUUCUCAUUAUGCAGCCAUGAUGAUUCAUGUGCCUUGCAACAGUUCAAAAACUCAUUUGUUGUCAGCCCUUCACCUUCACAAUGGUCUCCUUGUUCAUCCACUUCUUCAAAGAUAAAAUCUUGGAUUAACGGUACAGAUUGUUGCGAGUGGGACGGUGUCACAUGCAACAACAUAUCAGGUCACGUGAUUGGUCUCGACCUUAGUUGCAGUAAUCUCAACGGUAAAUUCUCUCCUAAUAGUACUAUCUUCCAGCUCAAGCAACUUCAACAACUCAACUUAGCUUUCAAUGAUUUUCUUGAAUCUUCAAUCUAUCGUGGAAUUGGCGAUCUAGUGUAUCUCACACAUCUCAAUUUAUCAUACACUGGAUUCAGUGGUAAUGUUCCCUCAACAAUCUCUCACUUGUCAAAACUAAUUUCCCUUGAUCUCAGCUGCAGUUUAUUAGUUGAUACAAUCACCUUGAAGCGUCUCAGUCCUAAUGUAAGAUUUGAUCCAUUCACUUGGAAGCGGCUCAUUCAUAAUGCAACUAAUUUGAGACAACUUUAUUUGGACGGAGUAGACAUGUCUUCAAUCAAUGGAAGCUUUUUGUCGCAACUAAUAAACGUGUCAUCCUCUCUGGUCUCUCUUAGUCUAUCAAACACUGGGUUGAAUGGAAAAUUUCCAACUAACAUCCUCUCUUUACCUAAUCUUGAAGUACUAGAUUUGUCAAAUAAUCUAAACCUUAGUGGUCAACUUCCAAAGUCCAAUUGGAGCACUUCUUUGAAACAUUUAGACCUCUCCUACAUUGCUUUCUCGGGUGGAAUUCCUCCAUCUAUGUGGAACCUCACUCAACUCACAGUCUUGAGUCUUGAAGGAAACAAUUUUCAAGGUGAGAUAUCAUCAUUACUUUCAAACCUCACACACCUCACUUCCUUAGAUCUUCAAUAUAAUAACUUUAGCGGUAAGAUUCCAAAUGUUUUUGAAAAUUUAAUCAACUUAGAAUAUGUAACACUUUCUGUUAACAACCUAAGUGGUCAAGUUCCACCAUCAUUGUUUAAUCUGACUCUCGUUUGGCAUAUAGAUUUAUCGUUUAACAAAUUAGUAGGCCCCAUUCCAACAAAAAUCGCUAAACAUUCAAAACUAUAUCUUAUAGCCUUGGAUAAUAAUAUGUUAAAUGGAACAAUUCCGCACUGGUGUUAUUCCUUGCCUUCAUUGCAUGACUUGUAUCUCAAUAAGAAUAACCUAACAGGUCCAAUUGGUGAAUUCUCAAGUUAUUCUUUGAGAAAUCUAUUUCUCUCAGAUAACAACCUACAAGGUGAUUUUCCAAAUUCAAUUUAUAAACUUCAAAAUCUUUCUGACUUAAGUUUGUCAUCAACCAAGUUGAGUGGUGUUGUGGACUUUCACCAAUUUUCAAAUUUUACAAAACUAAGUUUUCUUGAUCUUUCCCACAGUAGUUUUCUUUUUAUCAACGUCGAUAGUGUUGACUCCAUCUUACCCAACCUUGAGAUACUACGCUUAUCUUCUAGUAAUAUUAAUACUUUUCCUAAAUUCUUAGCACAAGUUCAAAAUCUAGAAGAGUUAGAUCUAUCUAAUAACAAAAUUCAAGGGACAGUUCCUAAAUGGUUUCAUGAGAAUCUCUUACACACAUGGAAGGAAAUUAUACAGAUUGAUCUUAGUUUCAACAAGUUGCAAGGAGAACUUCCAAUUCCACCCUAUGGAAUUCAAUACUUUUUACUCUCAAAUAACAACUUCGCUGGAGAUAUUGCUUUGUCAUUAUGCAAUGCAAGUUCCAUGAAUGUUCUCAAUUUGGCUCACAACAAAUUAACAGGCAAGAUUCCACAAUGCUUGGGAACAUUUCCUUUUCUUUCAAUAUUGGAUAUGCAAAUGAACAAUCUCCAUGGAAGCAUGCCUAGAAACUUUUCCAAGGGAAAUGCAUUUGAGACUAUAAAAUUGAAUGGCAAUCAAUUGGAAGGACCAUUACCACAGUCUUUGAUUUACUGCACAAAACUCGAAGUGUUGGACCUAGGAGACAACAAUAUAGAGGAUAAAUUUCCCAAUUGGCUAGCAACUCUACAAGAGUUACAGGUACUCCGCUUACGAUCAAAUAGUCUGUAUGGUGCAAUCACAUGUUCUAGUUUCAAGCAUCCAUUUCCAAAUUUGAGAAUUUAUGAUGUCUCUGGUAACAAAUUUAGUGGCCCCUUGCCAACAUCGUGCCUCAAGAACUUUCAAGGAAUGAUCAAUCUGAAUGACAGUAAAAUUGGUUUGCAAUACAUGGGUGAGUCCAGUUACUAUAACGAUUCUGUGGUGCUUGUUGUGAAAGGUCUUUCUUUGGAGCUAACGAGAAUAUUGACUACUUUCACAACAAUUGAUUUAUCAAAUAACAUGUUUGAAGGAGAAAUUCCACAAGUCAUUGGAGAAUUAAAUUCUCUCAAAGGUCUUAACCUUUCAAACAAUGGAAUCACAGGUACCAUUCCACAAUCUUUGAGUAAUUUGAGAAAUUUGGAGUGGUUGGACCUCUCACGGAACCAAUUGACGGGUGAGAUUCCUGCGUCUCUGACAAAUUUGAACUUUCUCUCGUUCUUGAACCUUUCACAAAACCUUUUGGAGGGAAUCAUACCUACAGGUAACCAAUUUAAUACAUUUGGAAAUGAUUCCUAUGAGGGAAAUGCAAUGUUGUGUGGAUAUCCGUUGUCAAAAUCAUGCAGAAAUGAUGAAGAAAAGACACCAUAUUCAACAAGUAAUGAUGAAGAGGAAUCGGGAUUUGGUUGGAAAGCAGUUGUAAUAGGAUAUGGAUUUGGAUCAGUACUUGGAAUGCUCGUGGGAUAUAGUGCGUUCUUCAAUGGUAAACCACAAUGGCUUGUGAGGCUUGUUGAACACAUGUUUAACAUAAGACUGAAGAAAACACACAACAAAGCUGGUGCAAAUCGCAGAAGAAUACGUUAGUUUCAUGUGAUGUUGUUUAAUUUUCUACUUCACUGUUUUAGUAAUGUUAGUUUAUUAUAUGUGUUUCAAUAAGGACUUGAUAGUCAUGGUUGUACCUACACUAUUAUUUUGUUGUCAAAUGUGGUUAUUAUUUAUGAGAAAUGAUAUUCUAACACAAAUUUUGACAUCUGAUCCUGAUAUCCUAUGUCUUUGUUUGUGUGUUUAGAGAAUUCAAGA
This is a messenger RNA of Vicia villosa (hairy vetch), 3238 nucleotides long. RefSeq names its product receptor-like protein 7. Gene Ontology annotation, molecular function: protein binding. The record is from RefSeq and is a predicted model, not a curated record. The transcript has a single exon. The coding region runs from base 44 to 3022 and encodes 992 amino acids. NCBI's taxonomy places the organism in Eukaryota, Viridiplantae, Streptophyta, Magnoliopsida, Fabales, Fabaceae.